GGAAACCCUGCUUUGAGACUUGAAUUUUCGCGCUAAAUGUCAAUUGCAAUUUUCACAUUUGUUUUUGACGUGUGAAUGAAGGAGGAAAAGAUAAAUUAUAAAAUCCUCAUCGUUCAAAAACUUAAUAUUGCUGUGUAUUUAAAUAGGAAUCAUUAAAGUAAGAAAACAAAAACGAAACCAACACAAAAAUGCAACUCUCGUCAGAAUCACACAUUUUGUCAUUCAAUCUCAUUUCCAAAGAAGUUCAACGCGUGGGACUUCGUUUUCAAAAAUUUGCAGGCCGACACGAUGCUCCGCGUAGAAUAAAAAGUGAAAAUCUAAAAAAGUGGGACUCCAAUGAUCUGGAUAUCGAUAUAAAUUAUUUGAGGUCAUUGGAUCCAAAGGAAUGGAAGGAUCAAGAUCAUUACGCAGUUUUGGGGUUAGGAAGCCUGAGGUACAAUGCUACAGAUGAUGAUAUUAGGCGGGCUUAUAGAAAAAUGGUUCUUCAGCAUCAUCCCGAUAAAAGAAAAGCCAAAGGCGAGGAGGUCAAUGCGGACACGGAUUAUUUUACAUGUAUUACCAAGGCUUAUGAAAUAUUAGGUACUCAAAAGACCAGACGCGCAUAUGAUUCUGUUGACCCCAAGUUCGAUGAUAACCUACCCAGUCAAUCGGCAAUUGAAAAUAAUUACUACGAUGUCUUUAAUAAAUACUUUGGACUCAAUGCGAGAUGGAGCGAAAGAAAGAACGUGCCGGUGUUCGGAAAUGAAGAUGCUAAGCGGGAAGAUGUUGACCACUUCUAUAGUUUCUGGUAUGACUUUGAAUCUUGGCGGGAAUUCAGCUAUCUGGACGAGGAGGACAAAGAGAAGGGCCAGGAUCGUGACGAGAGACGUUGGAUCGAGAAGCAGAACAAAGUCGCACGAAUCAAGAGAAAAAAGGAAGAAAUGUCCAGAAUCCGGGCUUUGGUCGAUUUGGCCUAUAACAAUGAUAAGCGGAUAACUAAAUUUAAGAACGAAGAAAAGCAAAGGAAGCUGGCCUUGAAAAGAGCCAAGAUGGAUGCUGCCCAAGCCCAGAAGGAGGAAAUGGAGCGAGUUGUAAAGGAGGCCCAGUUAGCGAAAGAGAAGGCCGACAAAGCCGAACAGAAGAGGAUCGAGAAGAUUCGCGUAGAGAGGGAACAAUACAAGAAGGCUAUGAAGAAGGAACGCAAAAUGCUCAGAGAUCGAGCCAGGGAGAACAACUACUACUCGGCUACUGACAAGGACGUCCUCCGCAAUAUGGAAGGAGUUGAGAGGGUUUGUGAGACCCUCACUUUGGCAGAACUUCAAGAUUUAAAUAGGAAAAUUGAGGAGAACAGCAGUCAGAUCUUCUUCGAUGUGCUAAAGGAAAUCGACAACAGGUUGAGUAAAGAACGCGAAGAGAGUAGCCAGGCCAAGAUAGAGAAUAGGUCGUCUUUGAAGAGUUUGGCCAAGAUCGAUCCAUGGACAAAUGAUAGCAUUCAGAUUUUAAUAAAGGCCGUGAAUCUAUUUCCAGCCGGAACUGCCCAACGAUGGGACGUUAUAGCCACAUUUAUGAAUCAACAUGCAAAUAGCGAAGUAAAUUUUACUUCUAGGGAUGUCCUGAGCAAAGCCAAAUCCUUGCAACAAGGCGAUUUCUCGAAGAGCACUUUGAAGACCGAGGCAAACGAUGCUGCUUUCCAGAGUUUCCAAAAGUCAAAAAAGGAGAUUCAAGUCGUUCCGGAUAAUGUCUUGGCGGAGGAGUAUGAUACUGCUACUGCUAACUCUAACACCAAUAAUAUCAAUAAUAACAAGAAAAAGUCACCACCACCAUCAGCACCAGCUCCGGCACCAACACCUGCGGCUACAACACCAGCUGCUGCAGAAAAUAUUGCUCCCACUCUGACUCCCACAGCUCCGGCAGCACAACAAGCAUCUAACAAGACACCAACUGUGCAGAAUUCAUCGGCAAAGACAUGGACUAAGGAAGAACAGGCUCUGUUGGAGCAAGCUAUUAAGUCAUUUCCUAUUUCUACACCGGAACGCUGGGAGAGAAUUGCCGAGUGCAUCCCCAAUCGCAGCAAGAAGGAUUGUUUGAAGCGCGUCAAGGAGUUGGUUGAUUUAGUUAAUUCCAAAAAGGAUGCUAAGCAGGCAACGAAGUAGGUACCUAGAUGUUUUAUUUUGAAAUAAAAAAAAAAUACCAACAAAAUUGUAA
Messenger RNA from Eupeodes corollae, 2184 nucleotides. RefSeq names its product dnaJ homolog subfamily C member 2. The record is from RefSeq and is a predicted model, not a curated record. Bases 189 to 2132 code for a protein of 647 amino acids. Lineage: Eukaryota; Metazoa; Arthropoda; Insecta; Diptera; Syrphidae. Gene Ontology annotation, molecular function: Hsp70 protein binding; ribosome binding. The transcript is spliced from 4 exons. Gene Ontology annotation, cellular component: cytosol. Gene Ontology annotation, biological process: regulation of translational fidelity; 'de novo' cotranslational protein folding.